Messenger RNA from Rotaria sp. Silwood2, 266 nucleotides. The record is from the annotation of a GenBank genome assembly. Lineage: Eukaryota; Metazoa; Rotifera; Eurotatoria; Philodinida; Philodinidae.
AUGAAUGAUUCAUCUGCUGAUAUACAUGCACGUCCAUAUCCAUUUACAAGUGGUCGUACAAAUAAAAAAAGAAAACAAAGUGAUAAUGAACAGCCAAUAGCAGGUCAUUAUGAUGAAUCACUACUUCUUCAACAGACAAGUAAUGAUACUAAUACACAAACAAAUCGACUUCAACUAAUAUUCCAUCAACAAAAGUUACAGAUGAAGCUAAACGUUAUGCUGAAUCCCGUUAUCCAUUUCCACCAUUUAUUUUACAUUUUACAAGA